Coniophora puteana RWD-64-598 SS2 is the source of this 2091-nucleotide messenger RNA. Its product is annotated as alpha beta-hydrolase. The transcript has 6 exons. Bases 1 to 2091 code for a protein of 696 amino acids. The record is from RefSeq and is a predicted model, not a curated record. NCBI's taxonomy places the organism in Eukaryota, Fungi, Basidiomycota, Agaricomycetes, Boletales, Coniophoraceae.
AUGCUUGACAUUAGCCCACUCUCUCGGAUUUGGCUCGGCGCGUCGGUGCUUGGGGUGCUUGCCCCAGUUGUCCUUUCCCAGUCACUCGGCUACGACGUUGUCAUCGUGUCGAACAAUGAUUUGAAUCCCUCAAAUCCAAAUCGCGCCAGCGCGUUGCUUCUGAAUGGAGCAUUGACUUGUGCUGAGGCGCAGUCGGCUUGUUCUGGGCUCAUGGAAUCACUACUUCCCGCUCCAAACAGUACAGCCGGGUUGACGACCGCAAACCUGACCUCCACUCUGAUAUCUGAUAGACACGGAGCUGCGCUGGGAAGCUCCGAAAACUUGUGGAUUGCUGGAAGCGACGGAUGUGCUGUCUUCUCCCUGAGCUCGUCCGAGUCUGAAACUGGUUCGACUUUGACCCCGAAUCAGAGCUUACCAGCUCUAUGCACAAACUCUGCCCCAUUGACACGUUCAAAUGUCACAAGUUAUGAUACGACGCGUCAGAUCGAGGUGUCUACCAAUACGGCCGGGAUUCUCAGAGGCUUCCGAGACAAAUUCGUUUGGCGCUUCCUAGGUAUCAAAUACGCUGAAGAUCCUUCGGGGGAUGCCAGGUUCUUACCUCCCACUCCCCUCAACGUGUCUGCAAAUACGACUCGAGAUGCUACUCAAUAUUUAGAGCGCUGUGCUCAGCCGCCUGAUGCAGACAAUGGCCACACUUUGUACGGAUAUGAAGACUGCUUACAGUUGAACGUGUACUCGCCUGUAGUAGCGUCUAACGAGGGCCACGACGACACGGCCCCGAAAAUGCCUGUCAUGUUCUUCAUCCACGGGGGUGGUCUGAACACCGGAGACUCGGGUCCGUUCCCUUUCAAUGAGACGAGUGAACUAGGCUACGUUGGGAACUCGACGUCCAAUGUCUACGAUGGAACGAAUUUGGCCUCCUACGGCGGGGUUGUAGUUGUGACGAUCAACUACCGUUUGAGUGCUCUGGGGUGGUUCAACGCGUCCAACGCGGCUUUGAAGGAUGCUUUGCUUGCGUUGCACUGGGUACAAGACAACAUCGAGGCCUUUGGCGGUGAUCCCACGCGAGUUCUCAUCUAUGGAGAAUCUGCAGGUGGAACUAUGACAAGAUAUCUUCUGGGGACGAAUCCAGCCUACACGCAAGGCUUGUUUAGUGCAGCCAUCCUUGAGUCUGACUUUGGAACAAGCAACCCGUUCUUCUCACCCGAGCUUGCGUUGAACCAGUCUCUCGGCCUCGCUAGGUAUCUGGGAUGCGCAUCAAACUCUUCAACAACUUUGACAGAAGAAGCGGUGUCGUGUGUACGCAACACGUCUGCAGGGGACAUUGUCAUGGCGUCAUACAACUUGAACCUCGCCUGGUCGAUAACGGUUGACGGAGAUUACGUCCUAAAUGUUAUUAAAGACAGCAUUCUCGACAGUGACUACUCACGUGUCCCAACCAUAUGGGCCACCAAUCAAUGCGAGUAUUGUUACUUCCUCCCCACUUCUCUCUCCCCCGACUCUCCGCCCUCGGCGUACGCGGAGUACCUCCCAAUGUACUUCAACAGCACGGCCAUCGACUUAAUCCUCAAUCAGACAACACUAUACCCGUAUGAGACGGCCACUUCGAGCCACAACAUCUCGGGCACGGUGCUCACGCUCGGGCAACUGAUGACGGACUACUACGUGCAUUGCCCGUCGACAUACCUCGCCUCCCUCGAGACGAACACGACGAACCCAGGGAACGCGUACAAGAUCCUCUUCGGCGUAGGCCUCGGCAACCCGAUGACCGCUAACCCGGCGACGUGCCCGGGGCAGGUGUGCCACGCCGACGAGCUCUACUGGGUGUUCGGCACGGCGGAGACGGACAAUGUGUAUCAGCCGCUGACGGAGCAGCAGGUGUGGACGACUCAGGAGGUGAUAAAACGCUGGACAUCACUCGCGUGGGAUGGAAACCCGAACUACGAGGGCGCUCUUGUUGAGUGGCCGCCGUACACCGGCGACAAUGAGCUUGUGCUUAACACGACCGAGACGCUGCAGCCGUAUCAUGUUGCGCAGUGCGACUUCAUCGAUAGCCAGCUGGGUUUGAUAUUUGGAGAUGGGACGUACUGA